GUACUCUCGCGAUAUUUCAGUCACAUCUCGUGAUGUUAUCUGCGUGGCCUGUCAUUUUAGUCAGGAUGGGUCUUAGCCACUUUGGGAAAUUUAAAAAUACAGAGAUUAGGUGUUAGUUUUCUGUUUACUCGAUUUGUCUCUGGCCUUGGAAAGGUUAUGAAAACUGGAACUCGCUGCAAGUGAGUAAUCUGUGUGCGUGUGAUGGCAGCACGUCCACAUUCUUAUGACAGCAAUUCCAGUGAUACCGAAAACUGGGAGCGGAAGACUAGCAGCCGACCUCGCAAACUCUGCAAACACUCAAGUGCCCAAUUGCGCGGCUUUCGGCUGGAAACGGAGCUGGUCAGGAUGAGUCUGCAUGGCAGGGCGGGAGCUGUGACCGUUCGCAGCGACCGGCGCCGCUCCAGUGACCGCUCACGUGACUCCUCCCAUGAGAGGGGCGAAAGUCAGCUGACACCCUGCAUCAGGAACAUCACUUCACCCACCCACCAGCACCACAGCGACCGGGAACGAGAAACCAGUUCCUCAUCACGGCCUAGCAGCCCCAGGCCCCUGAAGGCCUCUCCCAACGGCUCCAGCAGCAGCAGCGGGGUGAUCAGCAGCCGCAACAGCAGCCUGUCAAGCAGCGAGGGCACCUGCAAGGCACUGGGCACAGGCCUAAACCUGGCCGGAAGCGAGACAGUCUUUAUAUAUGAGAACUCCAAGGAUGGAGCUCGUAACCUGAGAACCUCAGAGAGGGUCACCCUCAUUGUGGACAAUACACGCUUUGUGGUGGACCCCUCCAUCUUCACCGCACAGCCCAACACUAUGCUGGGGAGAAUGUUUGGCUCCGGAAGGGAGCACAAUUUCACUCGGCCCAACGAGAAAGGAGAGUUUGAAGUUGCAGAAGGAAUCAGUUCAACUGUGUUUAGAGCCAUAUUGGAUUACUACAAAUCUGGGAUAAUCCGCUGCCCUGAUGGAAUCUCUAUUCCGGAGUUACGGGAGGCGUGUGACUAUCUGUGCAUCUCCUUUGACUACAACACUAUCAAAUGCAGAGAUCUCAGUGCCCUAAUGCACGAGCUUUCGAAUGAUGGCGCACGGCGGCAAUUUGAAUUCUACUUGGAAGAGAUGAUCCUACCCUUGAUGGUGGCCAGCGCGCAGAGCGGCGAGCGCGAGUGCCACAUCGUAGUGCUGACGGACGACGACGUGGUGGACUGGGACGAGGAGUACCCGCCGCAGAUGGGGGAGGAGUACUCGCAGAUAAUAUACAGCACAAAGCUGUACCGUUUCUUCAAGUACAUCGAAAAUCGAGACGUUGCCAAAUCAGUUUUAAAGGAAAGAGGACUGAAGAAAAUUAGAUUAGGCAUUGAAGGCUACCCCACAUACAAGGAGAAGGUGAAGAAGCGUCCCGGCGGCCGGCCGGAGGUCAUCUACAACUACGUGCAACGGCCGUUCAUCCGCAUGUCCUGGGAGAAGGAGGAGGGCAAGAGCCGUCACGUGGACUUCCAGUGCGUGAAGAGCAAGUCCAUCACCAACCUGGCAGCAGCGGCCGCUGACAUCCCCCAGGACCAGCUGGUGGUCCUGCACCCCGGGCCCCAGGUGGACGAGCUGGAUGUCCUGCCCAACCACCCCCCAUCUGGCAACCACUACAGCAACGACCCAGACCCCGACGUCUCCUCGCCUGCUGUGUGAGAGCAGCACCCCAUCCUACCUCCCUCCACUCCCCCUGCAUGCUGCACCAAGGAGUGAGUGCCACAACAGACAAAAUGCCUUUGCACCUCCUACAGAGCCUUAGAUCCCACAGGACCUGGUCUGCUGUAUCGCCCGAAGAGGGAUGCAGGAUUCAGGCAAGGGACAGUCGUUAUUUUCCCGUUUUUUAUUUUUUAACUUGACCAAAGGAGAUUUAUUUUUUAUCAAGUAUUUCAAAUACAUUUAAGCCAACCCACUUCUUUUGAAAUUGGGCUUAAGAUUAGAUUUUUUUUUUUUUCCUUUAUUGUUCCUAUUUGGUGAGUACAAGCUGUUGCACUGUGGUGCUAACGUGUGUUUAAGUUUUGCUUUCACUUAAAGUAUGUUUCUUCUACUUCCCUCUGCUACUUCAAGGCAGUUGGAAAAUCAACCAAGGAAGCAUGGGUCACCUUUGGAUCUAUUCUGUGAUGCCACCCCUUGGGUAACCUCCCAUUAAACAUUAGGAUUAGUUCUCAUUUCACAUUUGAUUUCUUUUGCAACACAUAGCCGGAGUUGGAUUCCGCCUGCCUGGCUUGCUUAUUUCAUGCUGUGUUCCUCAUUAGACUGGGUAUAUUCAGCUGGACAUAACUGGUUCCUACGGUUCAGGAUCAUUUUUGUUGAAAACUUGAAAAGCAUUGGUCUAAUAAAGACUCUGAAACCA
Messenger RNA from Brienomyrus brachyistius, 2362 nucleotides. It is a transcript of the gene btbd10b, whose product is annotated as BTB (POZ) domain containing 10b. Lineage: Eukaryota; Metazoa; Chordata; Actinopteri; Osteoglossiformes; Mormyridae. Gene Ontology annotation, biological process: positive regulation of phosphorylation. The record is from RefSeq and is a predicted model, not a curated record. Gene Ontology annotation, cellular component: cytoplasm. Gene Ontology annotation, molecular function: protein binding.